Messenger RNA from Hydractinia symbiolongicarpus, 3163 nucleotides. RefSeq lists its product as uncharacterized. The transcript has 2 exons. NCBI's taxonomy places the organism in Eukaryota, Metazoa, Cnidaria, Hydrozoa, Anthoathecata, Hydractiniidae. The record is from RefSeq and is a predicted model, not a curated record. Bases 1922 to 2485 code for a protein of 187 amino acids.
UAGUCAUCAUUUUUAUUGCUUUUGGGAGUGUAUCUUGCCAUUACCUUAAUGACAUGUUGGACGAGUUUAGAAGGAAGAGAUAUGACGAAACUGAUGAAAACAAUGAAAUUGAAAAUGACUCUACAAACUCCAUUGAUAUUGCUACAAUCAAUGGAAAACUCAAAAAGAAGCCAGUCGGACAACGUAGGUGCAAAAGAUCAAUGUUUGAUAAAAAAGUAACUUAGAUCAUAUUCGUAAGAAUCUUUAUUAACUGAAAUAUUGUUUUGUAACCUAAAACUUUUGUUUUUAUAACCACAACGUUCAUAAGAAAAUCAAGGCUUAAAUUUACUAAAAAUAAGCAUAUGGGAAGCUCAAUGACAGGUUUUCGCAAGAUUUAAAGGCUAUAUCUGGGAAGUUUUGUUGAAAAUACACAAUUUCACAGUCCACAGGAGAUGAUUGUGCAAAGGAAAAACGUGCUUUUAACUUCCAAAUUGAUCUUUUUUUAAUUUUCAUAUUGUAAGCACAUUUUUGACCUAAAUACAAAAGUUCAUUAAGCAUACUCGAGCGUGUCUUUAAAUUCCCAAUCCGGCUUAUCAAAAAGUAAUAAUCUCUUUUUACUGUUUGUGAUUUAGAUAAGGGAGAUCAUCUCGCUCAUGAAGACAUUAUGUUCCAAAAAGGCGAAGAAGAAGCCGUAUUCGGAACAAAAUCGUCCAGAGACGAAGAAUCAUCUGAGGGAGCUGCAAAAGACGCAAUAGUAGAAACUCAUAAGAGAUGGACAUUGCCUGUUCCAUAUCAAAUCGAUGGAAGUUUAGGUAGGACUUAUUUGUGAACAUUCAAGAUCUUAAAAUUAUGUUUUAACUAAAACUGAUAGUAUUUGUAGCAAUAUAUUUUCUUCUUAGGCUCAACGGCAAGGUCUGCGAUUUCAAGCGCCAUUUCUGAUUACGGUUCAAAAACGUGCAUUACUUUUCGCCCUAGAAGAUCUGGAGACACUAGCUACUUGUCAUUUUUUAAAGGGGACGGGUAAGUUAUCCAAAAAGUCUUUUGUACGAAGUCGUUUUAUACAACGUGAAAAAUAGUAAAUCAAGGCAUGCAUCAUAUUGUAGCAAUAAGUAAUUGUCAAAUAAAAUGAAAUUCUAAAGUUAGAAUUUUUAGAGAAAAUAAAAAAAUUAUUCCAAAAAUUAACUUAAUUAACGGUACAGAACUUUCCUAAUUAUUUUGGAGGUUGUAUAUUAAAAAAUGAUAGUGAGAUGUGUUUGUUGUAUAAGAUAAUUUUGUAAUGAAAUUAGAACUUAAUUUUUUCAUGUUUACUGUAUCAGAUGUUGGAGUUAUGUUGGUCGAAAAGGAGGGGAACAACAAGUGUCUUUGGGUUCAGGAUGCGAGCACAAAGCCACGGCUAUCCACGAGGCGAGUGCUGCUAUUAUCAUUAGUUAUUGCGUUUACAAACAGACAUGAAUUAUAAACAGUACCUCUCUCAUUUAGAUCAUGCACGCUUUAGGCUUCUGGCAUGAACAAUCAAGAACAGAUCGGGAUAACUACGUUCAAAUCCUCCUCCACAACAUCCAACAGGGUUAAUAUAUUUUGAAUUUUACUUAUAGUCAAUCGUUCAUAUCAUGUUGUGUGUUCUUUACAUUUGAUACAAAUUUGAUAUUUUUUUAUUUAUUUUGAGUAGGGCAAACGUAUAAUUUUGAUAAGAUAUUAUCAAAAGAUGCCACGACAUUUGGAUUUCCUUACGAUUACCGAUCAAUUAUGCAUUAUACAAAGUUAGUCAUUUACUUAUUUUUUUUUUAUCCUUGUAUAUAAAACCUAAUUACUUGCUUCUAUUUAACUUGAAAUUAUCUGGUACAGGUUCGCAUUUGGAAAAAUUGUAAAUAAUCAGCAACUGCAAACCAUUGUAGCAAGAAACAAUCCAAAUCAGCAAUUUGGUCAAUGCUCAAGGUGUGGAAUGUCCCAGAUAGAUGCGGAUCAACUAAAUGCUAUGUACUGUCGCGGUACCCCUCAAUCUGAAAUCAAUAGAUACACAGUAAUAUCUCAGAUGUCUAAUAUAGUGGCUAGUCAUGCAGGACAAUCAAAUGAUAAUCUCAGAAAUGCCAUAAUGAAUUUCAUGAUGAGAACUUACCCAAAUUACAAUUUUUUGGUAAAUGUUUAUAAUGUCGUAUCUGAUUACUCCGCACAGUCUUUUAUUGGCCAAUGUGCUCACAUCUUCAAUUCCCAUAACAAGAAUUUCGUGGUUUGUUAUGCAAAGAAAACAUCUAGAGUUCCAUCGUUGUCCACACAAUCUCACAUUGUUUCAGCUGCUUUGGCUAGCAUUACUAACAAGAACUGUGAUGCCUCAUGGGCAACAAAUACAGCACGAAAUAGAGCAAUAUCGUUUGGAUAUCCAAUCGCUGGUAUUUUAGUUGUGAGAUUCGGUGCUAGCUUGAGAACAUCCUGGAAUGGUCCAAGCUAUAUGAGGCAUUAUAAAUGUUCCAAUAAUGUCGAUUCAAAUUUUGUGAUAAUGUUUGGAUAGAUAUAUUGAAGAGAGUGUUUGCAUUUUGUAGACCUCUUAAUUCUAUCUAAUUUUUUUUGUAAUAGCAUGUUAGCUUUGGUGCUAGCUUACGAACAUUCUAGCAUGGACUAGGUUACCUUAUUAUUUAUAGUCUUACUAUAACGACGAAUUAAGAUUUGUGAUGACGCUUGGAUAAACAUGUUGUGUCUAGGGUUUGAACUUUAUAAUAGUUUUAUAGGAGGAAAAAUGCACCGCUACAUGCAAUGUUAUUUUUCUUUUUUAAAAAAAAUGCAUAGUGCAUGGGUUUAUAUUGUAUUAAUCUAUCUAUCUGUAGAAAUGAUGUAACUAUUUUUUGUAUUCUUUGUAAUCUGUAACUUGCACUGAUUAUAUGCAAAGCAAGCCAGUUUUUCUUAAAUAUAUCAAUUUAUACGUUGACAGUUAAACACAAAAAAUUGUCUUUUUACCUAUGGUCUUUAUGCAAUGUAUUUAAUUAAUUACACCCCACCCCUGCGUUUUUCUUAUAUAUAUACGUUUCUUUCGAAGAAAUGAAAUUGAUUGCGGGGGUUCGGAUUAAAGUGGUAGCGAAGCCAUUUUGAAAAAACUAUUCGUUGGGAAAAGUCAAUUAUAAGCACCAAAAUGUAGUCCUAAUAAAAUAUUUAAUACUUCAUAUUGGGUUCUUUUCACCAAGUUUCUUUGAAA